Molecule: messenger RNA, 1988 nt
Organism: Carassius auratus (goldfish)
Lineage: Eukaryota; Metazoa; Chordata; Actinopteri; Cypriniformes; Cyprinidae
Exons: 3
Coding region: 503-1987 (494 amino acids)
Source: RefSeq, a predicted model, not a curated record
AAAAGUAAGUUUCGUGCAUCUAACAAGUGCUUUUUCGAACUUCUUUCUGAUCUGAAUAGUAAUAGUAAGUUAUGUGAGAAAUACUUGAGUUGAGGGAGGGAUAUACAUAGUCUAACUAACGUUAACUAGCUACGAUUUAAGUAAUGUUACAGUACUAUCAAAGUUCCUUGCUACUUCUUAAUUCUCUGGAUUUAAGGACAAACUACAACCAAUAGUACAACAGUAAUGUUAAAUCUUACUUGUGAAAAGUAAUCCCGAGCCGUACUUGCGAUGGUCCGCCGAUCAGAACAGGAAAAUACUGCAUAGUGCUCUGGUAUCUUAACUGCUGCUACGCAACGAAACUAUGAGUACGACCGGUUCAAGAUGGCGGCCGCAAAUUGGUUCGUUGCACAAGAUGGCGCCCUUUAACUUCCGGGGCGCAAGUGUGUGCAUACUUAUUUCCGGUCGUAUAGAACUGUGAGGGAAGAAGUGAAGAUCUGUGUCUUCGUUAGCAAAAAUAAGCAUGUUUAAAAUAAAAAAGAAUAAAGUCGUUUAUCAGCGACAGGAGAGAACAUCUUCCCUACAUUGCUGUAUACCUCAGUGCACUAAUUCGUCUCGGUACAACAGCGCAAUAAGCUUUCAUUCUUUCCCUGUUGACGCUGAAGUUCGUGCUCAGUGGUUAACGAAAAUCCGUAGGGAUCACUUCAGUCCUACAAAAAAUACUAGAGUGUGUAGUGUUCAUUUCUGUGGAGCUAAUUUUGUUUUGACGCCUGGGGGACUGAGAAAACUUAAAAGGGGAGUUAUUCCCUCUCUUUUUGCAUGGAACAACUAUACUCUUCCCACACCGAGAGAGAAUGUUUGGGAUCGUCGACCAAGAUGCUCCGUCCCAGAAGAGACGUCUCCGCCUGAAUCUGAGAUGAGUGAACCACAAACGGCACCUGAUCAUGACUACCCUGUCACUCCAGCAACAUCAGUAAUGGCAGGUGAAAUGGCAAUGAGUUAUGACGAACUGAAGAGGAAAUUGGAAGAUCUACAAUAUCAGUUGGAAACUGUACAGUUACAGUCCCGUUUUGGUUUACACCGCAUCGCUGGAUCAGACGACAAUAUUCGUUUUUACACGAGGUUUGCUUCUUACAAGCAUUUCUUGGCCUUUUGGAAAUUGGUGGAGCCUGCUGCAAAAAGUAGGAUGGUGCGAAUUACCAGUGCAAGGGCUGCCUCUGACAGCUUUGAUGAGCUGACCCAAACAAAAACAACGAAACUUGCACCAGUAGAUGAGCUGCUGCUUUUUCUGAUGCACUUGUCUGUGGGUCUGCCUCUCAGGGAUCUAGCAGAGCGCUUUGGUGUUCAUCGGACCACAGCUAGCCGAAUCAUUGUGACUUGGACACACUUUCUGUACAACCUACUUGGUUCAAUUCGCCUGUGGAUACCAAAAGAAGUCGUCAGAGCUCUCUUACCACCAGAGUUUGCAGACUUCCCUGACACUCAAGUGGUGCUGGACUGCACUGAAUUGUACUGCCAAACACCCUCCUCUCUACUACUUCAGAAUGAGGUGUUUUCGAAUUACAAAUCACACAGUACAUUGAAGGCGAUGAUUGGCAUUGCACCACAUGGUGCCAUUACCUUUGUUUCAGUGCUGUAUGCAGGCUCUAUGAGUGACCGGGAGAUUUUCAAACUUUCAGGAAUUAUUAAAUGCCUCACACCAGACAUGGCCAUUAUGGUUGACAAGGGCUUUUUGGUAGAUGAUCUCGUUCCUUGCAAGGUUUACCGACCUGCUUAUCGGUCAAAUAAUUCCCAGAUGUCCAGGCAGGAUGUACAACAGACCCAAUCCAUUGCCCAACUGCGAGUACAUGUUGAGAGAUGCAUCCGGAGGGUGAAGGAGAACAAACUGUUUGACAAACCCAUACCAUUGUCAAUAUGUGGCAGCAUUGACCAGCUGUUUAGUGUAGCUUGCUUUCUGGUCAACUACCAGAAUGGACCGCUGGUGAAGUCAUGGUCAGUUAAAUGCUGAA